CUCCUGAAGAAGGAAAAGAAGGAGAAGAAAUUACCAUUACUCUGCCAUUGACUCAUGCUAGAUGUCAAACUGAGAUACACGCAAAACGCAAGCACAUACAAGCUAAAGGAACAGAUUGUGGCAAUAUUUAAAAAUAUCACAACUCUAAAUAAGAAGCGGUUCUGAUAAGCCUACUUGGCAUUCGUGCAAGACACCCCUAACUCUGAAGGAUCUGAAUUGAACAUUGCCAAGGAUCUCUGACUGAGGCGGGUCAGCUAGGAGUGGCUCCUCGCAGCAUAAAGAGACACACUUUUCACACUGUUUUGGAAUGAGAAGUUAAAUUCAUGAGCACACAUAAUUUAGAAGACAUGGGCUGUGGCACUUCGUCUGUGAAAGACACGAGAUCUGAGCAAGUGCUCAAAGCUGCAUUGGUCAUCCAGAACUGGUACCGGGGCUACAGCACUCGAUUGAAGGCCAGACAGCGCUAUGCCCUCACCAUCUUCCAGUCCAUCGAAUACGCCGAUGAACAAGGCCAAUUGCAGCUAUCCAACUUCUUUUCCUUCAUGUUGGAAAACUACGCACAUAUACAUGAGAAAGAUCCCGAAAUAGUUGCUCGACUUUUCAGUAGCACCCUCCAGGACUACAAGGAUAGACAGGACUAUGUCGCAUUUGUGGAAGUCCCAAACUCCUAUAACGGUCCUCGACUGCAGUUUCCUCUCACCUUUACUGAUAUUGACUUACUCGUUGACGCCUUCAAGCAACAACAGAUACUUCAUGCUCGUUACGUCUUAGAGGUGCUAUUUGAAACCAAGAAAGUCCUGAAGCAAAUGCCGAACUUCACUCACGUAAAAACCUCUCCUUCCAAAGAGAUAACAAUCUGUGGUGAUUUGCAUGGGAAACUGGAUGACCUUCUUUUGAUCUUCUAUAAGAAUGGUCUCCCCUCAGGGAGCAACUCAUAUAUUUUUAAUGGGGAUUUUGUAGAUCGAGGAAGAAAUUCCAUAGAGAUCCUAAUGAUCCUGUUUGUGAGUUUUCUUGUCUACCCCAAUGACCUGCACUUGAACAGAGGGAACCAUGAAGAUUUUAUGAUGAAUCUGAGGUAUGGCUUCACAAAAGAAAUUUUGUGUAAAUAUAAGAUACAUGGGAAACAAAUCUUACAAAUCUUAGAGGACGUCUAUACCUGGCUCCCAAUUGGUACCAUCAUUGACAAUGAAAUCCUGGUCAUACAUGGUGGGAUAUCAGAGUCCACAGACUUGGAUUUACUCCACCGCGUAGAGAGACACAAAAUGAAAUCUGUGCUGAUGCCACCAACCCCCUUAGAUGGAGACCCUGACACCAACUUGAAGAAAAAGAAAUUCAACGCCACUGUUUUACCUCGGGAAGUCAAAACGAGUGCAUCCCUCCCUGAACAGUUAACAAAGCAUGAAUGGGAACAGGUCAUCGAUAUUCUGUGGAGUGAUCCCAGAGGCAAAAGAGGCUGUUACCCGAACACGAGUCGAGGAGGGGGCUGCUAUUUUGGACCAGAUAUCACCUCCAAGGUUCUUAAUAGAUACCAGCUGAAGAUGCUCAUCAGGUCUCAUGAAUGUAAGCCCGAAGGGUAUGAAAUCUGCCACGAUGGGAAGGUCAUUACUAUAUUUUCUGCUUCUAAUUAUUAUGAAGAAGGCAGCAAUCGAGGCGCUUACAUCAAACUGUCUUCUGGUAUGGCCCCUCGAUUCUUCCAGUACCAAGUAACUAGGACAACGUGCUUGAGGCCUCUUUACCAAAGGGUGAAUGCUAUUGAAAGUAGUGCCAUCAGGAUAUUAAGAGAGAGAAUAAUUGCACGAAAAACUGACCUCAUUCAUGCUUUCCAACUUCAAGACUGCAGUAAAUCAGGAAAACUUUCUAUGAGCCAGUGGGCUUUUUCCAUGGAGAACACUUUGGGGCUGAACUUACCAUGGAGAUCCCUGAGUUCACAUCUGGUCACCACAGACACCAAUGGAGAUAUUAACUACAUGUCCAGCUUCCAGGAUAUCCACAUCCAGAAACCUGUGAAAGAGGCUCAAUCUACUCUAAUUGAAACUCUGUACAGAUACCGAUCUGACCUGCAAAUCAUCUUUAAUGUCAUUGAUUCUGAUCACUCAGGCCUGAUUUCUGUGGAAGAAUUUCGUUCCAUGUGGAAACUCUUCAAUAGUCACUACAACAUUCAUAUUGAUGAUUUUCAAAUUGAUGAGCUCGCUGAAAGAAUGGACUUAAACAAAGAUGGAAGCAUUGACUUUAAUGAGUUCCUAAAGGCUUUCCAUGUAGUGCAUAAAUUGGAUAAGUUGAACAAAUCAGGUAGCGACCUUGCUUAACAAGAGCUAGGGCUUUCUCUGCUUGUAAACCCUGGGGCCCAAAUCACCGACACCAUCUUUUCCCGAACGCUUGUAAUUCAUAAUCAGUUGUAGAGAAAAGUAGACCCCCAUUUGUGCCAGGAGCAGAUGUAUAGUGUGGGUAUUUGAGUCUCCAGUAAGCUGUAAUUGGUAAGACUAGGGUAAAUGUCAGCUGAUAGGAUUUGGCUCCAGUGUUAGGACUCAUGCAUUGCCAGGUAGAAACUGGGUUUGAGCCUAGUGUUGGCCUCCUUGACCAAGAUACCAGAGGAGUUUGGAAACAUGUUGAAAGGAACCCACAGAACCGCAGAGAAAAGUGCAACAUCUGUGAAUGACUGAGGGAUGGGAGGAGGAAUACCAACUAGUAAUGGAAUAAAAUAUUUCCAUCUUUAAA
This is a messenger RNA of Leopardus geoffroyi (Geoffroy's cat), 2715 nucleotides long. RefSeq names its product protein phosphatase with EF-hand domain 1 (gene PPEF1). The coding region runs from base 324 to 2306 and encodes 660 amino acids. Lineage: Eukaryota; Metazoa; Chordata; Mammalia; Carnivora; Felidae. The record is from RefSeq and is a predicted model, not a curated record. Gene Ontology annotation, molecular function: protein serine/threonine phosphatase activity; iron ion binding; protein binding. The transcript is spliced from 17 exons. Gene Ontology annotation, biological process: detection of stimulus involved in sensory perception. Gene Ontology annotation, cellular component: nucleus; cytosol.